Messenger RNA from Oreochromis niloticus (Nile tilapia), 4315 nucleotides. It is a transcript of the gene ubtfl, whose product is annotated as upstream binding transcription factor, like. The transcript is spliced from 20 exons. The record is from RefSeq and is a predicted model, not a curated record. The coding region runs from base 1820 to 3964 and encodes 714 amino acids. NCBI's taxonomy places the organism in Eukaryota, Metazoa, Chordata, Actinopteri, Cichliformes, Cichlidae.
AAAUGAAACAAAACGAAAAGUGACAUAUUAGACUAAAGCCCUCUGUAACAGCAGAUCAGACAGCAGAAGAAGAAAGGGGACCAUAAUAAAUCAUUACUGCAGGUUUACAGCUUCCAACAGAGAGUGUGGAUUAUGUGUACUCGUGGCCAGGAACGACCAGGAACGACAGCUGACACACAGGAAGUCUGACUGGUGCUCAACCGAGCCAGAUUAUCCAAUCAGCAUCACCUGUGUGAAGCUGGUGUGUGACAGCCUGAGGUACUGAGAAGGAACCCUGACCAUGACCUGCUGCGACUUUUCAAAAUAAGAGCAUGAAGCUGUUGGUGAUUAAGCUUUAGGAGUGCCUGUGUGUGUUUGUGUGUGAGCAGACCAGCAGAUUUUACAGCAUGAGGUUCACUUCACCCACAGAAACAUGUUCAAACACUCUAAAUACAAACAUAUAUUAAAAUGCAUGAAUAUAAUGCACUCAUUUUAUUUACAGUCACUUUAUUAGGUGCACCUGUUCAACUCAGAUAUCUGACCAGCCAAUCACAGGGUAGCAGCAAAGUGAUGAAGAGGAGCUGCUGAGGUUCAAAUGAAGCGUCAGAAUGAUGAUUUAGGAGACUGGUGUGUCCAGACCCCAGUGAGCGUUUCAGGAGGAGGUGUACCUAAUAAAGUGGCUGUGAGUGUAAAUUCUGCACAAAGUCCUGUGAAAUAUGUGAGUUUCAACUUUGUGGGUCCGCUCAAUCAAUCAGUUGAUCGGUCAGUGAACCGAUCGAUCAUCUGCAGUGUUUCCUCUUCAGCAUGUUGGGGCUCUGACAGCUGCAGAAACCUGAUCAGCUGAUUGGUGGCUCAUCCUGGGGUGUCCACGUGCACAGCCUGACCUUUCAUUGUUAGAGAAGCUGCUGCACGCGCUGUUAGUCUGGAUGAUGUCAUUACCCCAACACUUUCCCUUUAACGUGCUGAACAUCCGGGCAGCAGGGGGCAGCAGUGGCGCUCAGGGGCCACUGGCUGUGUUUGUGAGGGCUCCGAAGUCCACCAGAACCCGGACCCCAGCUCAGACCUCUGAGGGUCCCACAGGUGAGGCCCAGUGCACCUGUCCUCACCUCAGGUGGCAGGGUCCUCCGAGUUUACUCCAGAAUUAAAGUCACAAGAACUCAAAAUAAAGGCUGUUUUUAUUCUAAAUAACAAACUUUAUUAGGACAAACAGCAGAAACACCUCACCCCACCUGCGGCAGGUGCGGAGUCAGAUGAUGACCUCACUGAUCACGGGGACUCCGCUGCUCUUAGCGGGCUCCUCUGCCGCCUCUCAGCCCCCGAUCAGCAUCGCGCCGGGCGGUGGAGGGAGCCCCUUCGGCUUCCUCCCAGAGCAUCCGCUGUGCUCCGCGGGCCCCCGGCCGCAUCUCUGCCGGCGGUCCCCGGGCCUCCCGCCUGUUCAGCAUCUGGACCCAGAGAGGGCUCGGAGUACGCAGUCGCAGUUGGGUUUGAGUGAAAACGGCGUAAAUGUAAAAUAGCGUCCGUUAAAGAGUGCGUGUGCGGCGGCUCCAGCGGGGCUGGCUGCCGCUGUGGCCGCUGUCUCUGGUUUCAUCCUCCGCCUUUGUCCUCAUGUUUUCCCCCGGAGUUCCUCCCCCUGCGGCGCUGGGCGGAGUUUCAUACCGGACUAGACGCUCCUUUUGUCGGAUUCGUUUCGACCUGACUCCCCGGGGUUUACGGCUGAAAAAACCACACUUCCACGGUCCCGAAAGCAGCCGAACCGGCACGGUGCCGUGCAGUAUCACCCCGGCUUUCUGUCCGAACCAGCAGAGGGAGGGGCGGAGCCUCCUCCGUCGGUCACUGCAGGAUGAACGGCAGCAGCAGCGUCUCCACGGCUCAGAGCACCAGGGUCAAGACUGAACCAGAUGACUGGAGUAAGGAGGACUGUCUGACUCUGCUGGAGAGGAUUCGCACCCUGUUGCCUGACGGAGACGCCAUGAAGUAUAAAACCACCGAGUCGCACUUUGACUGGGAGAAAGUUUGUUUUGGCGGCUUCACCGGCGAGAUGUGUCGCCAGAAGUGGCAGAAAGUCUCGUCUGAGGUCAGGAAGUACCGAACGAUGACGGAGCUCAUCGUGGACGCCAUCGAGUUUGUGAAAAACCCAUAUAAAGGCAAGAAACUGAAGACUCACCCAGAUUUCCCGAAGAAGCCUCUGACGCCAUACUUUCGCUUCUUCAUGGAGAAACGAGCCAAAUACGCCAAAAUCCAUCCAGAGAUGAGCAACCUGGACCUCACCAAGAUCCUGUCCAAGAAGUACAAGGAGCUGCCCGACAAGAAGAAGCAAAAGUACAUCACAGAGUUCCAGCGUGAGAAAGAAGAUUUCGAGAAGAACAUGGCUCGAUUCAAGGAGGAGCACCCCGAGCUGAUCGAGGAGAGGAAGAAGUCGGACCUGCCGGAGAAACCCAAAACCCCCCAACAGCUGUGGUACAACCACGAGAAGAAGACCUACAUGAAGCUGCACCCCGAGGUGAGUCAGAAGGAGCUGAAGGAGGCUCUGAGGAGACAGUGGUCCCAGCUGUCCGACAAGAGGAGACUGAAGUGGAUCAGCAAGGCGCUGGAGCUCCAGAAAGAUUACGAGGACAGCAUGAGGGUCUACCUGGAAGCUCAUCCAGACGUAAACUCGGACGAUCAUGUCCGCUCCGUCCUCACCAAAGCCGAGAGACAGCUGAAAGACAAGUUCGACGGACGGCCGACCAAACCUCCCCCUAACGGGUACUCGCCGUACUGCGUUUUGACUCUGUUUUGCAGUAACGGGUACUCGCUGUACUGUGCGGAGCUGAUGGUGAACAUGAAGGACGUGCCGAGCACGGAGCGCAUGGUGCUGUGCAGCAAACAGUGGAAGAUGAUGACGCAGAAGGAGAAGGACAUGUUCCAGAAACGCUGCGAGCAGAAAAAGAAGCAGUAUGACAUCGACCUGCAGCGCUUCCUGGAGAGUCUUCCAGAGGAGGAACGAGACAGAGUCAUGACUGAGGAGAAAAUGGGCGGGGCCAAAUUGGGUGCAGGCGUGGCCUCAAGCCCCCACAGAGCCAAGUCUCCAUCAGUCAAGGAGCGGUGUCGAGAGGCGGAGUCUGAGCCGUGGGUUGCCGCUGGACUGCCGAAAGAAAGACGGGACGGGAAAAAGACGGCAGCAGCAAAGCUUCCAGAGACGCCAAAGACGGCGGCGGAGAUGUGGCAGCACAGCGUGAUUGGCGACUACCUGGCUAAGUACAGAAGUGACCGCAGGAAGGCCCAGGCGGCGAUGGACACGGCGUGGAACUCGAUGGAGAAGAAGGAGAAGAUUCCGUGGAUCAAGAAGGCGGCAGAAGACCAGAAACGUUACGAGAGGGAGCUGUUGGAGAUGAGGACUCCAGUGGCGGGUCAGCGGAAGCCCAAGUUUGACGGCGAGCCGAAGAAGCCUCCAGUGAGCGGCUACCAGAUGUUCUCCCAGGAGCUGCUGACCAAUGGCGAGCUGAACCACUUCAGCCUGAAGGAGCGGAUGGUGGAGAUCGGGAAACGCUGGCAGAAGCUGAGCCAGAGCCAGAAGGACAAGUACAAGAAGCUGGUGGAGGAGCAGCAGGUGGAGUACAAGGCGGAGCUGGAGGCCUGGGUCAAGUCUCUGUCUCCUCAGGACCGCGCCGUCUACAAGGAGAUCUCGUCUUCGAAACGUCGCAGCACCGCCAAAGUUCGAAGCAGCCCCGUAGCUAAAGUCCGCGUGACUGCGAAGGGGAAGGCGGGAAGUUCAAGAGCUGCGACACCUGGUGUGGCAGUGAGCAAGAGGGCGAUGGCGUACCGAGCCAAGCAGGACAUGUCUGACUCAGACGACGAGGAGAAGAGCGAGUCGUCGGACUCUGACGAAGACGACGAGACGUCAGGAAGCACAGACAGCGACGACGACGAGAACGACGAUGACGAAGACGACGACGACGAAGACCAGAGCUCCUCGGAGGAAUCCAGUGACUCGGACACAGACUAGCUUCACCCUUUCCUCCUCAUUGGAGAGGACAGGCUGUGCAGGCCACACCUCCUCACAGACCAAUCAUCCUGGCAGACCAAUGAGAGGAUGUUAUGCGGCACCGGCCCCUCCCGCCUUCCUCUGAAGAGGGCGGAGCCUUUUGUUACCCGUGUUUGUUUUUUAUCGAGUGCGUGUUGGUUUUUAGCAGAUGGGCGGAGCAAAGCUCAGGUGGGCUCUCAAGUGUCCUUUUGACAAAAUGGUGAAGGCAGGGCAGGGGGCAGGGUUUGUACAGUUUGGCAGGUGGGGGCGCAGUGAGCAGCAGUUCAGGGUUCAGCCACCCACCUGAAAUUAUUAAUAAAUGCACUUUUCUCA